Molecule: messenger RNA, 3319 nt
Organism: Haplochromis burtoni (Burton's mouthbrooder)
Lineage: Eukaryota; Metazoa; Chordata; Actinopteri; Cichliformes; Cichlidae
Gene: opn8b
Product: opsin 8, group member b
Exons: 4
Coding region: 209-1303 (364 amino acids)
Biological process (GO): visual perception; G protein-coupled receptor signaling pathway
Cellular component (GO): membrane
Molecular function (GO): G protein-coupled receptor activity
Source: RefSeq, a predicted model, not a curated record
CAUCUAACGCUCAGUGACACCACGGCACUGGAGACGCUGGAUGAUCCUCUCUUUAUGCAUCAUCGCCCUGACAACACACGCUGGCUGCAGGCACGAGGCUUCAGCCGGUACGCGUCUCAGCUUCAUUCCUGAGGACAGAUGCCUCUGACACCGGAGCGCAGCAGCAGCAGAGGCGCAGUCUGACUCUUCUCCGCUUCGUCGGGAUCGCAUGAGGAUCACUUUUCUUUUAUCUUGGUUACUGAUCAUUGUUUUCAUGGAUAAGUACACCUCUGCUUUAUCACCGGCGCUGGACAUCGGCACGGGCUGCUACCUGCUGGUCUUAACUGUGCUCUCCAUUGUGGGAAACCUGCAAGUCCUUAUCGUGGCAUUCAAAAGGUCGUCCAGGAUGAAACCGCCGGAGCUGCUGAGUGUGAAUCUAGCCAUGACAGACCUGGGAGCAGCUGUCACCAUGUACCCUCUAGCUGUGGCGUCUGCCUGGAGCCAUCGCUGGCUUGGGGGAGAUGUUUCCUGUGUCUAUUAUGGCCUGGCAGGAUUCUUCUUUGGCAUGGCCAGCAUCAUGAACCUCACCAUCUUGGCUGUUGUGCGCUUGAUUGUGUCCCUCAACCUGCAGUCACCUAGGGAGAAAAUCAGUUGGAAGAAGGUGAAGAUGCUGUGCCUGUGGUCCUGGCUGUAUGCUUUGAUCUGGGCUCUGUUUCCCAUAGUGGGCUGGGGUCGAUACGGCCCAGAACCCUUUGGCCUGUCCUGCUCACUUGCCUGGGGCCAGAUGAAAUAUGAGGGAUUCUCUUUUGUUAUCUCCCUGUUCUUCUUCAACCUGGUCAUGCCUACUGUCAUCAUCCUCUGCUGCUACUUUGGCAUCGCCAUCAAACUCUAUUUCACCUACAAAAAGUCGAUGCACAACAGCCACAGAAUCCCCAACAUCGUCAAGCUCCAUCGGAGGCUGUUACUAAUUGCUGUUUUGAUCAGUAUAGGCUUUAUAUGCUGUUGGACACCCUACGGUUUGGUAAGCCUGUGGUCCAUUUUCCGUGACAGCAGCACCAUCCCACCUGAAGUCAGCCUGCUGCCAUGCAUGUUUGCAAAGAGCUCUACUGUUUACAACCCUGUGAUCUACUACUUCUUCAGCCAAAGCUUCAAAAGGGAGGUCAAUCAGCUGUCGUGGCUGUGUUUAUGUUGUAAGCCGUGCAAAGUCUCCAACACGAUCAGUGACAACAAUAUUUACAUGGUUAGUGCUAGCAUCAAGCCCAAAGAACAACCACGAUCUACCUUGCAGGAGAUCACAGAAUCCAAGUCAGUGACUUUGGGUUGAAAGACUGGUUUGUUUUUUGGAGCACACUUGAGAACAAAGACUGAAAAUAAUGUGUUAUCAAGACAGACAGAAGUUUUUUUGUUUGUUUCUUUCCAAACGGUGUGUGGUAUUAUACCACAGCAGGGUAAUACUUGGCCCUUUUCUGACUGGCCAUGACAUGUGGGAGGAUGUGUUUGCACAAUGUAUUAAAUGCUGUGAAUGUGGAGCCAACAAAAGCUGUAAUAUAGAGUCAAAUUUGUGCUUACAGUUGGUGAAACCCUGCUAUGAGAGACGUUUCAGAGACAGAGCUGCUGAGCACACCCGUGCCCUUGAAGAUCUCACCACAGUAAACAUCUUUUUGUUAUUUACUACAUAUACACACAAACACAAUGAGAUGUGAAAGAGGCAGGGGAGUGAGAAGACAAUCAACUGCGACAUAUACUCAAACCGUGCAAAUGUGCACUCUGCAGCAAUGUAGGUUUUGAACAAUCAAAACUUAGGGCCACUCUUUUUAUUGUUGUCACCACAUUUUACUGCAGUGUUUCCCACAGGCUGUUACCAGUGGGAAUGCAUUAUUAUAGGGGAAGGUUGUUUUUUCCAUCCAGUUUAUAGAUAUAAAAACCAAAUGCCCAAUGCUACAAACUUUCAAUAGAUGCUACACUUUCCCAGUGUUUCCAAAUACUCGGCACAUUUCAGCCUGAUGUUCCCUUUUAACUUUUAACCAAGAAUAGCUGAAGAAAAAAAAAGAUGUGCCCACUUUUUUUUUCUUUUCGGUGGCCCUAAUUCUCCUCCAUAUCUCAGACACACAGAUCUCACUGCGAGAACAGUAGCACAUUUGAGAGCGGCAGCCAAUCAGAAGAAAGCUGGCUUAAAUGGAGGGUCGUUUUUGAACUGUGAAAUGUGGAAAGCAAGAGCUAGGUAUUAAGUUAGGUAUUAAAAAUACGAGACUAGUAAUGAGCAGGAUAGGUCCACUUUAAUGAUUCAGGUUCAGUAUACACGUGUAUUUGAAUUGGUUUGUGAUUAUUUUGAGAUAUUUGAUCUGGUUUUCCUGAAAAAAAAAACCCACAAUCAUAUUUUUGACUGACAUUUUAUUUCUGGAACAGCACAGGCAGUUACUGUAUGUGUUAAAUAGGUAUUGUGUUGUACUGUUAUUUCAGCAACCUGACAUAUGCAUGGUUUAAUCAGUGCUUCUGACAACACCCAUGUUGUGAGCACGUACUGUAUUGGUAUCUCUUUCUAUCUCGGUCCAGUGCGUCUCGCCCAGCGUCAUCUGGGACAGGAUCCCUCUCUUUGGAGUUUAUCUUGUUUUCAUGAAAUUAAAAUGACAGACAGAAUUUUCUUUGUUUUGUUUAUUUUUGUAGCUUUAAUGCCAACAGUGUGUGGCCGUGUGUGCUGGUAAAUAUCUGUAUUGGGAUGUCCUUUUGUUUGAUAGCAUCUGAAAGAGUUCGUUCUUGAUUAACAGAACACACGUGGCUUUGCUUUCAUUCGUUUUCAGUCAAAGUCAUGAACACUGGCUGCUUUUAGUCAUAGUCUACAUCCUUGUUUUUAAAUGUGGAGCCAGAAUGUGAAGUGCGUUACAUUUUCAAAACACUUCUCUAAUACAAGUGUGUUGUGACAGAGCCUCAUUUGCAGCUCAUUCGGCUUUGAAAGGUUGGUUUAGUGUUGAGACAUCGACUUAAAUGGUGGCACGAACUGAAUCUUCAGCUGAUGUUAACUCCCUUUGCCUUUGAUAUUGGAGUUGGUGUUUUAAUUUUGUUGUGUGUGGCAAACAGACUUUUUUAUUUCUUGCAACUUGUAACUACUGUUGACGAUCGUGAUUUGUGAAUGUAGCGUUCUGAACACUGAACAUAUUUAUGUAUAUAAGGGAUUGUGCAUAUUUGAAAAUAAACACUUAAUGAAUGCAUUAAAGUCUUGGAAAAUGACAAUCACACAUUCGAUCUCCAACACGAAUAAUGAAAGAAGACUGACAUUUAAGUCUGUUUUCUUAAUCUCGUUUUAACCCUCUCAAGGCAGGCGUUGCCGAUUUGCAACAGUUAA